AUGGCCCCCAUUGAUUCAAGGCUGGUCCCCCGCCAGUCCGGCUGCCCCAGCACAAUCUCCGGGGGCGGAAUCGCCGGCAUCGUCAUCGGCUCGAUUGCCGGCACGCUGCUGGUGCUCUGGCUCUGGCGGAUCUUCCGGCUGCCCGGUGCGUGGAGUGGCGGCGGCGAGCCGGAUCCCGGCUACCGGCCUCCUAUUACGCGGUCGCGCGGGCGCAAAAAACGGCGCCGUUCGUCGUAUGUCGACUAUGAGAAGCCCGGCAGUGGCACGCGGCGAUAUCGGGAGGAUGUGCGGCGACCGGCUAGGGUGUAUAUGACUUGA
Molecule: messenger RNA, 318 nt
Organism: Penicillium alfredii
Lineage: Eukaryota; Fungi; Ascomycota; Eurotiomycetes; Eurotiales; Aspergillaceae
Exons: 2
Coding region: 1-318 (105 amino acids)
Source: RefSeq, a predicted model, not a curated record